Molecule: messenger RNA, 1121 nt
Organism: Solea solea (common sole)
Lineage: Eukaryota; Metazoa; Chordata; Actinopteri; Pleuronectiformes; Soleidae
Gene: slc25a35
Product: solute carrier family 25 member 35
Exons: 5
Coding region: 128-1024 (298 amino acids)
Source: RefSeq, a predicted model, not a curated record
CAUGUCAACCCACGGUGUGUGUGUGUUGCUAUUGUGUCGCGCGUGAACAGUAGAGAAAUGGGAGGAGGAGAAGGUCGCACUAAGUCACAGCUCGGCGUGAUCUCCACACCUAUCAUCCUCGGUCGUGAUGGACUUCUUGCUGAGCGGAGUGGCGGCCUGCGGGGCGUGUGUGUUCACCAACCCGCUGGAGGUGGUCAAGACGCGCAUGCAGCUGCAGGGAGAGCUCAAGAGCCGCGGAACCUAUCAGGUUCACUACCGCAACGUUUUCCACGCGUUCUACACCAUCGGUAAAGUGGACGGACUGGUCGGCUUACAGAAAGGACUGGUGCCCGGGCUAUUGUACCAGUUUUUCAUGAAUGGAAUCAGAUUGGGCUCGUACGCCGUCAUCGAAUCUUCUGGAUACAUCCACACCGACGGAAGAGUCAGCGCGGUCAAAACCACGAUAGCCGGUGCUGUGGCUGGAGUGGCCGGAGCAGUGACGGGCAGCCCCAUGUACCUGGUGAAGACUCAUCUGCAGAGUCAGUCUACCUCCACGAUUGCAGUUGGACAUCAAUAUAAACACGAGGGAUUGAUCCACGCUCUGGCUGGUAUAUACAGGAAGCACGGCAUUCUGGGGCUGUGGAGAGGCUCCAGUGCUGCUGUACCAAGGGUCAGUGUGGGUUCAUCUGCUCAGCUCUGCACCUUCUCCUCCUCCAAAGAGCUCGUGAACGACCUACAGCUUUUCCCAAAGGACAGCUGGUUGGUGGCCCUGAGUGCUGGCAUGAUCAGCAGCGUAGUGGUGGUGCUGGUGAUGACGCCUUUUGACGUCGUGAGCACGCGGCUGUACAACCAGCCCGUGUGCUCAAUGGGCAAGGGGGAGCUUUACAAAGGAUUUGCUGAAUGCUUUUCCAAGACGCUGAGGAAGGAAGGCUUGACCGGACUCUACAAAGGCUUGGGAGCCUCUUAUUUCCGACUUGGUCCACACACUAUUCUGUCUUUGUUCUUCUGGCAUGAACUGCGCAAAUCGUACCAGCAGGUCAGAUAACACCAGGGACACUUAAUUAAGCUCAGAGUGUGUAUGUUUUAAUGAGUUUUACUGUCAUCACAUCAAAGUAAAACCAGGUCCCUCUUUUAAAAUGGGA